CCUCCCUGCCCCCGGCCCCCGACCUGGACCCCGACCCAGACCCCGAUCCUGACGGGCUGCACCCACACGAGGAGCAGUAUGUGAGCGAGGCCGAGGCCAGCCUGCUCCCCACGCAGCCGGAGCCCCCCGCCUGCAGGGAUGCCGAGACCAUCACAGAUGUGUGUAACAGCACCGACCUGCCAGAGUUCGAGAUCAUCAGCCUGCUGGAGGAGCAGCUGCCGGUGUACCGGCUGAGGGCCGACACCGUCUAUGGCUACGACCACGAUGACUGGCUGCACACGCCGCUGGUCGCCCCGGACACCAGGAUCGACCUGACCACCGAGCAGAUCGAAGAGACCCUCAAAUACUUCUUACUAUGUGCAGACAGAGUGGGCCAGAUGACGAAGACCUACAAUGACAUCGAUGCUGUCACACGUCUGUUGGAGGAGAAAGAGAGAGACAUGGAGCUGGCUGCAAGAAUCGGUCAAUCGCUUCUUAAGAAAAACAGAACUCUGACCGAGCAGAAUGACUAUCUGGAGGAGCGAGUGGGACAAAUCACAGAAGAGGUGGCUCAGCUGCACCAUGAGCUGAACCUGAAGGACGAGCUGCUGCAGUUUUACACCAACGCCAUCGAGAGCGAGGACGAGUCCAGCAGCUCCCCAACGGGUAAAAGAAGUCAAGUGGAAAUCGCUCCGGGGGGCACGCUGCAGAGGAAACUCAAAGAGCUGGAAGAGGAGAACCUCUCUCUGCGCUCAGAGGCAAACCAUCUGAAAUCGGAGACAGAAACAUAUGAAGAAAAGGAGCAGCAGCUUGUCAACGACUGUGUGAAAGAGCUCCGGAUGUCCAGUCUCCAAAUCAACACCAUAGCGGAGGAGUUGGCUCGUAAGACUGAAGAUGCUUCCCGCCAACAGGAAGAUAUCACACACCUGCUCUCUCAGCUAGUAGACCUGCAAAAGAAAACCAAAACUUUUGCGGUGGAGAAUGAGGAGCUUUCUCAGCACCUGGUGGCAGCUAAAGAUGCCCAAAGGCAGCUCACACUGGAGCUCCAGGAGUUGGAUGAGAAGUACCUGGAGUGUAUCGAGAUGCUGCAUGAAGCUCAGGAGGAGCUGAAGAACCUGAGGAACAGGAACUUCCCUGCAGGAACGCCUCGCCGCUGCCAUCCUCUGGGACUCUACCCGAUGGAUUCUCUGGCAGCAGAGAUCGAGGGAACGAUGAGGAAGGAGUUGAGUAUGGAUGACCCCGAGUGCGAGGAACAGAAAGUCCACCGGAGGCGUGUGUUUGAGACGGUGAAGAACGUGAACCAGACGGUCCGUCAGCGCUCUCUGACUCCGACCAGCAACAUCCCGGGGUCCAACCAGUCUCUGUCGGCCCGCACGUCUCCACAGUCCAGCGGCCUCUCCACGCCGUACAGUAGCAUGUACGGAGGAGACGUCAGCGGAGACAGCGUCGCCCUCGACAACCGAACGCAGAGCAUCCUGAUGGAGAAGGCAGCCAAUCAGGACAGCAGCUCAGAGGGUCGAGAGAAGAAGGCAGCCGGAGCGGAGGACCUUCGUCUCGCCCUGCGCCGCCUUUCUCUGCGUCGACAAAACAACCUGAGCGAGAGGCGCUUCUUUGAAGAGGAGAGGGUUCGGAAACGAGGAGGAAACGAAGGUCUACAUGACGCCAUGGGCCAGGAGAGUGGGAUGACCCCCUCGGAAAGCAUCAUGUCCCUCGGGAACCUCCACCUUUGGGCCUCUCGGGGGCCCUACCUCCCCGACAAACUCCAGAUCGUCAAACCGCUCGAAGGCUCGGCCACGCUGCACCACUGGCAGCAGUUAGCGCAGCCUCACCUCGGGGUGAUCCUGGACGCCCGGCCGGGGGUCGUGCCGAAGGGAUACAGACCCCUGGAGCUGGACCUGGAGCAGGUUUAUCCGUGGGGGGGCUUUGAGGAGGAAGAGCCAGGAGAGCAGUACUUCCAGAAUCUUCCCACCUCCACCUCCUCUGCCUCGCUCGCCGUGCCCCCCACCUCUACCUCCACCUUCAUCACCGCGGUCACCAGCAUCGGGCAGCCUCCCACCCCCAUCCUCACUCCACCUUCACCCCCAUCACCGUCUCCACACCUCAGCAACUUAGAUGCCUUGGCUGCAUACUACCCAGGUAAAUGCAUGGCCCACACCAGCUCCACCUACACCUUCACUACCUGUCGGAUCCUCCACCCGACGGAUGAGCUGACCCGGGUCACACCCAGUCUGAACCCCGUCCCCUCGUCGUCCUCCUGUGUGAUGACCAGCUCUCUGUUGGGGACCCCUGCUGUGACGCCCUGCACCCCCCGCAGGCUCAGCCUCAUGCCGUCCGAAUCCUCCACCAACCUCAGAGAUGCGACACGCACCACCAGCACCUCCCUGGGGCUGGUGCGCCUCCUGCAGGAGCGAGGGAUCUCAGCAGCCAUGUAUCACCAGAGCCAGGGCCUGGAGUAUGGCCAGGGCAACGGGGGGGUCCUAUUCAGCACCUCCAUCACCCCUAACAGAGCCCCCAACCCCGACCCCCUGCGCCCCUCCACGCUUCCAAACUCCCCCACGGGACCGGGAGCUUCAGCCGUGUCGACGUCCGCUGGCUUCGACUUCAAAAGCCCUUCCUACGACAACUUCCUCACCUCCAGACCGGCCCGCUCCAUCCUGAAGGAGGUGACGGGGAGGAUGAGGGGCCGGCAGAGAGGGAGGGACUGCGAGAGCCAGACGGACGUUAGCGUGACCGUACACAACCUCAACCUGCUGGACAAAGUGAAGAGGUUGGGUGUGGCCGGAGCUCCAGGGGGGAGAACCAUGAGUCCCGGGCCCAUCCUGGGGCCUCUGGGCGGGCUGCGGCGGUCCGGCUCCCCCUUUGGACCCGAUGGGAUGAGGAGGAACCGCAGUUAUCCAGCCAUGGUGGGGGCCGGCAUGGCUAUGAAAGGCCCGGGACCUCAGGAGUAGUCUGGACUGCUGCUGGGCUUUAGGGUGGCCGGAAACUGACUGAAAAUGACUGACACUGUUCAUACUGUUCGACAACAAAAACUGUUUUUAAUCACUUCUGGUUCCACACUGACACUUUCCACUCUUAAAAUGCUUUAAGGUGGUGACUCAUGCAUUAAUUAAAACCAAAAAACCAAAAUUCCCCAAACAAUAUUAUUGCAAAGAAAAAAGUUUUCGGUUAUCAUCCCAGAAACUACAGAUAUUUGUACAGAUAUUUGUACAUUUGGACACAGAUAUAUACAAAUGUGGGCAUAUGAAUUAAUUGUAUGAAACUAAAUGUUAUGUAAUUGGGUGAAAUGACCCUUCAAAAUCUGAUUUCUAUUGAGAUAUCUCCCACUGCUUUCAGCUCACAUCCCUGCUUUGGAUACUGACUCUGCUGGCUAGAUGUAGUACUCCCACUCUCGCCUUUUUUCUGAAACAUAUCCACACACACACACACACACACACACACACACA
Molecule: messenger RNA, 3422 nt
Organism: Trematomus bernacchii (emerald rockcod)
Lineage: Eukaryota; Metazoa; Chordata; Actinopteri; Perciformes; Nototheniidae
Product: trafficking kinesin-binding protein 1-like
Exons: 18
Coding region: 378-2927 (849 amino acids)
Biological process (GO): endosome to lysosome transport; anterograde axonal transport of mitochondrion; neurogenesis
Cellular component (GO): dendrite
Molecular function (GO): GABA receptor binding
Source: RefSeq, a predicted model, not a curated record